Molecule: messenger RNA, 1743 nt
Organism: Mollisia scopiformis
Lineage: Eukaryota; Fungi; Ascomycota; Leotiomycetes; Helotiales; Mollisiaceae
Product: gamma-glutamyltranspeptidase
Exons: 10
Coding region: 1-1743 (580 amino acids)
Biological process (GO): glutathione catabolic process
Cellular component (GO): plasma membrane
Molecular function (GO): glutathione gamma-glutamate hydrolase
Source: RefSeq, a predicted model, not a curated record
AUGAAAUUAGGGAUCCCUUUGAGGCUUAUCGGAAGGAUAUCGAAAUGGCAGCUCGUCGUCACCCUUCUUAGUGGUGUAGGAACUUGUGCACCAUGGACAUCUGGUACGGAUAGUCUUGGUGCGGUAUCAAGUGAGAGCCGACUAUGUAGUGAGAUCGGGAUAGAGCUGCUGGAGCGAGGGGGAAAUGCUGCAGAUGCGUUGGUUGGAACAGCGUUAUGUGUUGGAGUUGUUGGUAUGCAACAUAGUGGGAUUGGAGGAGGUGGAUUUAUGCUUGUCCGUGGCCCUGAUGGAAAAUACGAGUCUAUUGAUUACCGAGAAACAGCACCCGCAGCGGCUCAUAGAGAUAUGUACAAAGAUAAUGUGCUUGGAAGUGUUUGGAGUGGGUUGGCGAGUGGAGUACCUUCAGAUCUUCGCGGAUUGGAGUAUCUGCACAACAAAUAUGGAGUAUUGCCAUGGAGAGCAGUAUGUAAUCCUGCUGUGCAUGUAGCGAGAUAUGGAUUCCCAGUCACCGAAGAUUUGGUCUGGUAUAUGAAUGCUGCGAUGUCUUUCAAUAAUGGUUCUAAUCCAUUUCUUACUGAGGAUCCGUCAUGGGCUGUUGAUUUUGCGCCGAAUGGAACACUCCUUGGACUUGACGAGACUUUGACGAGAAAGCGAUAUGCAAAUACACUCGAAACCAUUGCUAAAUAUGGUGCUGGGGCAUUUUAUGAAGGAGAAAUUGCAAACUACACCAUAGCUGCAAUUCAAGCUCAGAAUGGUACCAUGACACUUGAAGAUCUGAAGAACUACGCAGUCUCAGUUCGUGAACCUAUUAGCAUCAAAUACAAAGGCUACAACCUUCACUCCACCGGCGUACCGAGUGGUGGAGGUGUCGCCCUCAGUAUCCUCAAAAUCAUGGAAGGAUACAACAUCACCGAUCUCAACGACAUAGAGGAGAUGGCACUCAACACUCAUCGAUUCGAUGAGGCCAUGAGAUAUGCGUACGCUGCACGCAGUGAAUUGGGAGACCCAGACUUCUUCAGCUACAUGGUCGGUCUCGAGGCAGAGAUGUUGAAGUCUAAGACUGCUGCGAAGACUAGAGAGAAGAUUCUUGAUGACCGCACGAAGAACGUUACUGAUUAUCGACCUCUCCCAAACUCAAAGCAAUACUUCUUACCUGAGAAUCAUGGGACGAGUCAUAUUGUGACUUCAGAUGCUUCGGGACUUUCUAUCUCGUCGACUUCGACUGUGAAUUUACUUUUUGGUUCACAACUUGUUGUUCCCGAGACUGGGGUGAUAAUGAACAACGAAAUGAACGACUUCUCUAUUCCUGGCGUGCCCAACGCAUUCGGAUUCGUUCCCUCACCAAUAAAUUACAUCGCACCUGGAAAACGACCCCUCUCAUCCAUCAGUCCAAUCAUCGUUGAGCAUCCAAACGGGACUCUAUACCUCUCUGUCGGGGCUGCGGGAGGUUCUCGAAUCAUCACUUCUACCGCACAAACGGUAUGGCAUGUUCUGGAUCACGAGAUGAUGGUUCCUGAAGCUCUGGCUGCGCCGAGACUGCACGAUCAAUUGAUGCCUGCGUACACGACUUUUGAAAAAACGUUCAACAAAGAUGUGAUCGAGAUCAUGAAAGAGAAGGGGCAUAAUACUUCUUGGGCUGGUGUCCAUGAUAGUGCCGUUCAGGGCGUGAGGAGAUUGUGGAAUGGGACUUUCGAGGCUGGGAGUGAACCGAGGCAAUUUAACAGUGGUGGUUUGGCAGUAUAG